Molecule: messenger RNA, 1249 nt
Organism: Athene cunicularia (burrowing owl)
Lineage: Eukaryota; Metazoa; Chordata; Aves; Strigiformes; Strigidae
Gene: SYF2
Product: SYF2 pre-mRNA splicing factor
Exons: 7
Coding region: 1-1002 (333 amino acids)
Cellular component (GO): post-mRNA release spliceosomal complex; catalytic step 2 spliceosome; Prp19 complex
Source: RefSeq, a predicted model, not a curated record
AUGGACCCCCAGCACUGCCCUGUGCACCCAGGGGCGGUCUACUGGGAGCACUGGGAGUUCUGGGGGGAGCUGGCCCCUGGCCCCUCGGCAUUGCUGAUGAACCGCAGCUUGGGGGUGAGUUUUCAUCCCGGUGACAAAAGGAGAUUUGGCCACGGGUCUGAGAUUGCCAGAUGUCAGCACGCCACUGGACGGCACGGCAGCGAGCUGGCCCAGCGGGAGCACAACAAACCAACCCUGUAUGUGCCACCCAUGCUCACCCCUGUGGUCUCCCCCAAAAUCAGAGGUGGGGAAGGGUCCCUGCGCCACUGCCUGGCUGAAGAUGUCCAUCCCCCCGCCGCCACCACCCAUCCCAAGGACUGGGACCAGGAUGAGCGCAGGCGUGCCUUGUCUCCAGCCCUGCCUAACGAGGCGCGCAGGCUGAAUCACCAAGAAGUGGUGGAAGAAGAUAAACGACUUAAAUUGCCAGCAAACUGGGAAGCCAAAAAAGCUCGGCUGGAGUGGGAGCUGAAGGUGGAGGAAAAGAAGAAGGAAUGUGCAGCGAGAGGAGAGGACUACGAGCGAGUGAAACUGUUAGAGAUCAGUGCUGAGGAUGCUGAGAGGUGGGAAAGGAAAAAGAAGAGGAAGAAUCCAGAUCUAGGAUUUUCAGAUUAUGCAGCUGCUCAGCUGCGCCAGUACCAGAGAUUAACCCGUCAGAUCAAACCUGACCUGGAGCAGUACGAGAAGCUGAAAGAGCAGUAUGGUGAAGCGCUUUACCCCACAUCUGACAGUCUUCUCCACGGAACUCACGUGCCAUCUAAGGAAGGGGUUGAUCGAAUGGUUGCAGAUCUUGAAAAACAAAUUGAGAAGCGGGAGAAGUACAGCCGGCGCCGGCCCUACAACGACGAUGCGGACAUCGACUACAUUAACGAGAGGAACGCCAAGUUCAAUAAGAAGGCAGAGAGGUUCUACGGGAAGUACACGGCCGAGAUCAAACAGAACUUGGAGAGAGGAACAGCCGUCUGACCUGUCACCUCUGUGCUUUGCCUGACAGCCCCGCAUCUACUGCAGACUAGUCUAGAGAUUUAGCAGGCAGCUUUAAGUUUUCUCAAAAAAAUAGGUAGACCUUCAUUAAGGAAUUAGCAAAACCAGUUGUUAUUUAAUGUAAUAGAAGUAAUUUACUUAACUUCACCUGUAUAUAGCUUUUACUUGCAGAAGUAACCAGCUUGUGUAAUUUCACAUUCCAAAUAAAGACAAACUGUUGUAACUCAAA